CAAACUUCAGUGCGCUCCACCACUUCCACCAGUUAACCGACUGGUCUAUAUUAUAGUAAACUUUUGAUAAUGUGGCAAUUACUAUUUAUAAUCUGUUUAGUAAACAAAAGUGCAUCUCAGAUCAUAUCUACCGAAGAAAAAGAAGAAGUUUCUUAUCAAGUGGCUGGUAUCUUCGAGUCCAAUACUUUGAUUCAGCAACUUGCGUUCAAUGAGAGCGUUUUCGACGUCCACCUCCCGGAUUAUCAGCUGACCGCGACUGUGUUGAAUCCAUCCAGGAAUGACAGCUACUCAGUAUGGGAAUCGUUAUGUUCGGAUAGUGAAAUGCGACCCAUAGCGGUACUAGGUCCCCUAAAUAGCUUGACAAACGGCGCCGUUCGGGAUCAAUGCUGUAUCGCUAACAUACCUUACGUCCAAGCGAGCUGGCAGUUUUCCGAUCCUGAUUUUGAUUUUGAAGAAGAAGACGAAGAAGAAGAAGAAGAGACUCUAUUGAUAGAAAAUGAAGAAACAGACGAAGAGAAAGUAGAAGAAAUUUUGUUUAAAAAUAUAACUAUUAAUUUCUUUCCUGAUCCGAAUGAAGUAGCUGUAGCCUACUCAAAACUUUUGAAGUAUUACAAAUGGGAUAGUUUUGCGGCUCUUUAUGAAGAUGAAUUUGGUCUGUUGAGGAUACAAAAAAUAUUAGCUGAACAUACUACUAAAUACCCAGUAUAUCUUAGAAAAUUGGAUCCUUCUGGGGAAAAUCUCAAUGUUUUCAAAGACUUAAAUAAGUACCAAGAUGCUAGUCGAUUUUUGUUGGAUUGUAGCGCGGAUCGCAUAUUAAAAUAUUUAGAUGAUGCCAAAUUAUUAAAAAUGGUUGAUCAUUACCAGCAUUACAUUCUAGUAUCGCUGGAUUCGUACACUGUGGCGGACACUCUCACGAAGUACGCGUCGAACAUCACUUGGUUGAGCCUGACAGAGCACGCGGUGUUGAGCAACGCUCAGCACUACCUCGCCCCACGCGUGGCUAAGUGGUCCAGCCAGCGCUCCACCGCUCCACCUGUCACUAAUUUCACGUUAGAGUCGUUACUGAUGGACGAUAUGGCCAACCACAUCCUGAAAGCAGUCCAGAGCCUGGGAGACGAUUUCCAAGCUCCUGAAAGUCACGUGUGUGAUGCUGAAGCCGCUCCCUGGGCUUAUGGCGCGAAACUACAAAAUGCCAUAUUACAAAUAUCGACAAAAGGCGUGACUGGUAAUAUUACAUUCGACGAGAGCGGAAAGCGCGCCAACUACACGUUGUUCGUCAAUGAAAUCUACGGCUCUCAGCUCAAGACGAUCGGCAAAUGGGACUCCAACAAUGACACCCAGAUCAUUGAGGACCGCCCCAUCUCUGACCUGACUGCCGGACAACUCACCUCCAAGCAUUUUAUUGUAAUAUCAAGAAAAUACAAACCUUAUUUCUACGAGAAGACACCGUGCGAAGGGGAUGACUGUGACAAAUCUGACAAAGACGAAAAAUAUGAAGGUUUUUCUGUGGACCUCGUCAAGGGGAUUUUCGAUAUACUGAGACAGGAAAACUUCAACUAUACGUAUGAAUUUGUUCACGACAAAGAUAAAGGGUAUGGCACGUACAACUCAAAGACUAAGAAAUGGGACGGAUUGAUUGGAGACUUGCUCGAUAAAAAAGCAGACUUAGCGGUAUGCGACUUGACAAUAACAGAAGAAAGAAAGAAAGUGGUAGAUUUCUCCGUGCCUUUCAUGACUUUAGGAAUAAGCAUAUUGUACACGAAGGAGAAGCCGAUCGCUCCACCGAUGUUCUCUUUUCUUCUGCCGUACACCUUAGAAGUGUGGAUGCAUAUUGCUACUGCAUACUGCGUCGUAUCUGUCGUACUCUUCGUGUGUUCCAGGAUAUCCCCUGCCGACUGGGAAAACCCGGUGCCUUGCGACAAAGACCCAGAAGAGUUGGAGAACAUCUGGAACUUCAAGAAUUGCACCUGGCUGACUAUGGGCUCCAUCAUGACACAGGGCUGCGACAUUUUGCCUAAAGCAAUCGGCACGAGGUGGGUGUGUGGAAUGUGGUGGUUUUUCGCGAUGAUAGUCUGCCAGACGUACAUCGCGCAGUUGUCGGCUUCCAUGACCUCCGCGCUGGAGAUCGAGCCCAUCAACAGCAUCGAGGACCUCGCCAAACAGAACAAAGUGCUUUACGGAGCCAUCGACGGAGGAUCCACUUACGAGUUCUUCAAAACAUCAAAAGAUAAAAUAUACCGUAAAAUAUUCGAAACGAUGGAAGCCAACCCGAGCCUACUCGUGAAGACCAACGACGAAGGAGAGAACAGAGUUCUCAAAAGCAAGAACAAAUAUGCGUUCUUCAUGGAAUCUUCCACCAUUGAAUAUAAGCAGAAAAGGAAGUGCGAACUAAAAAAAGUUGGAAGUCAAUUGGACUCCAAAGAUUAUGGAAUUGCUAUGCCCACAAAUUCUCCAUUUCGAAGUCACAUCAACAGAGCUAUUUUGAGGUUAAAAGAAUUGACCAUGUUAGAAGAGAUCAAAUCCAAAUGGUGGGACAGUAAGAAGUACGGAGCUGUCGACUGUGAUGAGAAAGCAAACGAAGACACAGACAUAGAAGGUAACUUAGAGAUGGAGAAUCUUGUGGGAGCCUUCGUGGUACUAGCUGUGGGUCUCUUUUUCUGCAUGUUCGUGGUGGCUGCGGAGUUCAUGAAUGAAAUACGGAAUAUUGUAGUUCGAGAACAGGUGACCCAUAAGGAGGCUAUAAUCAAAGAGCUGCGGGCUUCGCUGAAUUUCUUCCAGCUGCAGAAGCCAGUGCUGCGCAACCCGAGCCGCGCGCCCUCCGCCGCCUCCCAAAGCGAUAAGAUGGACCCUAUGGCUGCCCUCACUGACAACUUUAUGGAGUUUGAAAAACAACCCCACUAAAUGACUCUUUACUGUUUUGUUAUAUCCUCGACUGUAACUCUGCUCGAGUCUGCUAAAAAAAUUUACUCCAAUCGAAUGCAAAAAACAAAUACCACUGGUAUUCGUUUUAACUCAAAUUUAUUUGCUACUAGAUACAUGCUUUCGCGGACUUUUUUAUAGAAAUUUUGAAGCUUUAAAUCUUUCCCAUAGAAACCAUACAUGUAUCUAUAACCGGCAUUUAAUGUGAAAAUCUCGACUGUUUUUUGCCUACUUACUUUGCAUUCGGAAAAGCAAAUUUUGCAUUAAAACAACUUCUCCGUAUUAGUUUUUGUUACUCGUAAUUAAAAAGCCUGUACUCUACAAUUUGCUAAUAAAAUCUUUUGCGUUAAUAAAAUCUUCUGCUUAAAAUAAAA
Plodia interpunctella (Indianmeal moth) is the source of this 3293-nucleotide messenger RNA. RefSeq names its product glutamate receptor ionotropic, kainate 2-like. NCBI's taxonomy places the organism in Eukaryota, Metazoa, Arthropoda, Insecta, Lepidoptera, Pyralidae. Gene Ontology annotation, molecular function: glutamate receptor activity; transmitter-gated monoatomic ion channel activity involved in regulation of postsynaptic membrane potential. Gene Ontology annotation, biological process: synaptic transmission, glutamatergic; modulation of chemical synaptic transmission; monoatomic ion transport. The transcript is spliced from 16 exons. The record is from RefSeq and is a predicted model, not a curated record. Bases 70 to 2901 code for a protein of 943 amino acids. Gene Ontology annotation, cellular component: postsynaptic density membrane; plasma membrane.